GAGGGCUAUAACAUUGUUAAAAUUUUGAGUAAUAUACGCUAGGUUUUGUUGUGGGAUCGGAGCUCCGGGCGGCGAUUCCACAGCAGCCACUCGCCUCUUUCGUUGGAAGAGCGGAGCCACCUUCUCGAGGGAGUGGGGAACGCGGAUUAGGGUUAGGGCCAGGGUUUCGAUCGACAGAUGAGGGUUAAGAAGCAGAAGCGGCACCGCAAGGUGGUGCGGUUCUUCUCGGCGUGCUUCGGGUUCCGGGAGCCCUUCAAGGUCCUCUGCGACGGCACCUUCGUCCACCACCUCCUCCUUCACCGCCUCACCCCCGCCGACGACGCUCUCUCCCGCCUCCUCGGCGGGCGCGCCCUCCUAUCUACCACCAGAUGCAUCAUUGGAGAGCUCAAAAGCCUCGGGGAGUCCCACUACGAGUCUCUUGCGGCCGCUCAGCAGCUCAUCACUGCUAGGUGUGAUCAUGAGAGGAGGGUGAGUGCCAUGGCUUGCAUAGAGUCGGUCAUCGGGGAGGGCAACUCAGAGCACUACUUUGUUGCCACCCAGGAUGCUGAUAUCCGGAAAAAGUUCCGGGAGGUACCUGGCAUUCCUGUGAUAUAUGGUCUUAGAAACUCUCUCUUUAUUGAACAACCUUCUGCACCUCAACGCGAAUAUGUUAAAUCCACUGAAGAGAAACGCUUGCAUGCAAGUGAAUCAGAAUUCCGGAAGUUACUUAAGAGGGAAUUAAAGGAUGGGUUGGCAAAUGAUUCUGGAAAUGAAGUUUUGGAAGAAGCACCGCUUACGAGAAAGAUCAGUACUGCAAAAAAGAUGCUUGGUGUGGCAGAGAUGAGUAAAUUCAAAAGGAAGAAGGCAAAGGGCCCAAACCCACUUUCUUGUAAGAAGAAGAAAAGGAAAGAUGACUCUUUGGUCCAAAAGAAUGAGGGCAAUAAGUCAACAUUCAUGUUAACACUGGAAGAACAGGAGGAAAGAGAAGUAUUGGGAUAAGAAAAAGAUACAAAAAGGAUGGCCAGGCAGGUGGUGCUAAAAAAAGAAAGAGGAUCAGGAAACGAAAGAGAACUCGCAAGGAUGGCAAGCUUGGAGAGCCUGGAAGUUAAGGAAAAACAUGAUAUUUAGGAAGCAACAAAGAGUCAAUUGCUGUGAAAGCGUUUGCUAACUACUGACAUCGAACUUUUUGGCUGUUUUAUCAACUCUGAGCAGUGUGAUUAGAAGACUGUAAACAAGGGAUACUACUAUACGUGCAUGUUUCUAAUGCGACCUGUCUUGCAUCUAUGAAAUAUAAUUUUGAUGUUGCUGAUUUCAAACAA
Phoenix dactylifera (date palm) is the source of this 1298-nucleotide messenger RNA. RefSeq names its product PIN domain-like family protein (gene MEE21). Lineage: Eukaryota; Viridiplantae; Streptophyta; Magnoliopsida; Arecales; Arecaceae. The record is from RefSeq and is a predicted model, not a curated record. Gene Ontology annotation, cellular component: small-subunit processome.